UUGAGAACAAUUGAUAACCAAAUGUAUGUUCGUGUUUGUUUUCGCUCUCAAAAACAAAAAAUAUUGUUUAGAAAACUUCCCGAACAUAGCCUUGAUUUCUGGAUUGGGUGCAUUCAGGACUGUUGACUGUUUCACCCACUAGACAUAAUCAACAUCAGGAGGUAUCACUGUCCUGUUUAGGAUUUUGUCCUCUUUUUUAUCAAGCAAAAUGGGUGCAAUGAAAGUCUUUGUCAAUGUUGGUGAUAAUGGGAGGGCUGUUGAUGAGAAAGAGAAAACUCAUGUCCUUGAGCUGCAAAGCUGUUGAUGAGUGGCUUUACCAGGCUCAAAUACCAUUUAGAGGGCAUGAAGGGAGAUGUAUCACCUUGUGGAGAAGUUCCUGCAAAUGUCAAGGCUGAUGAGAGAAAAGAUACUUGAGUUGAAAAGGGGGAAUCUCAGAAAGGAAAUCGAGAAAUUGAACCAGCACAAUCUCUAGUUGAAGAGGAAGUCCUUCCUUAAAUCAAAGAAUGUCAAGCAAGAAAAGUUGGAACCAUUCAGAAUUCUAGUUCAGGUGUGGAGAGCAAGCAAAAAAGGGCCCUGUAUCAAGGGUCGACGAUUUCAUUUUUAGUUCGAAGAAUGGGUUCGGAAAGAGCUAGUUGUGAUAGAAAGGAAGAGGAUAUACAGUCAAGGCAAGCCAAAAAUGCAUUGACAGUUUUUUUUUUUUAAUGAAAUGGGCACUGAUUUUACUGCUCCAAUCUCAAGGGGCUUCUACGAAAUUUUUAACCGUAUCCUCAGUUGCCAUCAGGUUGAGUGCGAAUUUCCUAGCUAUCAGGAGCUCAAAGUUUGGAUCCUUCAAUAUAAGGUGAAAGAGAUGCUACAUAAUGUGCAUGGGAUUAGAGAUACAUGGGCAAUCACGUGGUCUAACAUCAUAGUAGAUGGGUGGAAGGAUGAGAAGGGAAGAAACUUGAUGAACUUCUUUGUUGAUUGCCCCAGGGGUCUAAUUUAUCUUAUUUUAUGUUACGUUUCAGCCUUGAUUGAUGAUGUUGAUGCCUUAGUGCUGUUGUUUGAACAAGUUAUUGAGGAUGUCGGGGUGCAAAAUGUUGUGCAAAUUGUUUCCCAUUCUACAUCAGAAGGUAUGGAAGCUGUGGGCCAUAGUUUGGUGGAGAAGUACCAAACAGUGUUUUGGAGAGUUAGUGCAUCUCAUUGCAUAGAGAUGAUAUUUGAGAAGAUUGGGAUGAUGGGUAACAUUAGAGAGAUAUUGGACAAAGCCAAGACUGUCACACAAGGUUCAUACACAGCUAUGCAGCAGCUCUGAACCAUAUGAGAAAUCAUACAUGUGUCCAUGACCUGGUGAAAGCCUCCAAGAGUAAGUUAGCAAUUCUCAUUUUGACUCUACUGAAUAUAGCCUCAGAAAAUUGGGGUUGGAGAAAAUGCUUAUCUCAUCUGAGUGGGAGACCUCAUGCUGGGCUUCCAGAAGAGAGGCGAAGAGGGUAGCUGAUAUUAUGGUGGAUCCCUAUUUCUUGAGUGGAGCUGAGAUGUUCCUAAAGCCAACUGUUCCUCUGGUGGGUGUUCAAUGCUCAAUCAUUGGGGGUGAUAAAGACAGUGCCCAUUUCAUACAAAAAUCUGCCAAUGCAUUUCUUAGCUUGCUUUGAGGCUGUAUCUUCUCCCUCUCAGUCACAGCUAGCUCUUUCUGAACCCAUUCUUAAAACUGAAAAUGAAAUCAUUUUGUUGACCCUUGAUAUGGGGUGUUCUUUUUUUGCGUGCUUUCCACCAUCUGAACCAACAUUCUGAAUCGUUCCAACUUUUCUUUGCUUGACAUUCUUUGAUUUAAGGGAGGACUUCCUCUUCGAAGUAAAGAUCAUCAGAGACAGACAUGUAACAUAUGUGAAACAUGGAUGCAGUGAAGGAAGAUAUUGCAGAGGAAUUUGAAAAUAAUGAAUCGAUACAUGCCAUUUUGGAAAAUGAUUGAUGAGAUUUGGAACAAUCAUCCAUAUGGUGCUCUUAAUGCUGCAGCUAAUCACUUGAAUCUGAGAAUCUUCUAUUCAAGGGAGUACAGUUUUGAUAAGGAGGUUUUUGAAGGUAUUAAGUGCUGUGUUGAGCAUAUGGUACCUGAUGGACACAUCCAAAAUGAGGUAUGGUCACAACUUGACCAGUAUUUGAUUUUGGGAUGGGAAGAGCCAUGGACGGAAGAAAUGAUAUUCAUCCAGGAAAUUUAUGAAACACUUCAAAGCUUCAUUAACACCAACCAUUUGAUUGGGACUGACAGUGAACUAUAGUUAUCACUCUGGCACCAUCUGUUGAUGCUUUAUCAAGUCAACUCUGUGUGGGAGCUGCUGCUGCAAACAAGCCAAAAAUGAGAUUGAUCCUGAGCUCCAUGAGUGUUUUGUAGUGGCCAUCAACAAAUUUGAUGGGUCUGAAAGUGAGUAAAAUAUUUCUCCUUCUGGCAGGCAAGUCGGGCUUAGUUCUUAUUUCUUUAUUAGGAAGACAAGUUGUAAGACUAACCCUGUAGCAUGAAUGCACUAAGCACUAAUCAAGUUGGACAUGAAAGUGGAAGGUUUGUCCAUUUAUCAAAUGAAAUGAAAUACGAGCUUGCUAAGCAUGGCAGAGAGAAAUGAAGAUUGUGUGCAUUCAGUGGACUGCCGUCAUUUUUGGGCAUAUUUUCUCAUAGUUUCAUUGGUUGGAGAGAUUAUCUGCAUUCUAGAACCGACUGGUUGUUGUGAAGUUAUCAGCUUCCAAUUCAGAACAAGAAGAAUGGCCACAAACGAAGUCUCUGCCAAUGUUCAUGAUCAUGGGAAGGCUGUUGAUGAGCAAAAGAAAAAGGCUCAAUGCAACUACUGUGGUAAGGUGGUGAGUGGCUUUACCAGGCUCAAAUACCAUUUAGCAGGCAAAAGGGGAGAUGUAUCAGCAUGUGGAGAAGUUCCUGCAAAUGUUAAGGAACUGAUGAAAGAAAAGAUACAUGAGUUGGAAAGACGGAAACUCAGAAAGGGAGUCGAGAAAAUGAACCCACCUGAUCUUUCUUUGAAGAGGAAGUCCUCCCUUGAAUCAAAAAAUGUCAAACAAAGAAAAGUUGGCAAUAUUCAGAGUGCUGGUUCAGACAGUGGAAAGCAUGCAAAAAAUGACCCUGUAUCAAGGGUCAAUGAAAUAGUUUCAUUUUCAGUUUUAAGUAUGGGUUCAAAAAAAGCUAGCUGUGACAAGGAGGGAGAAGAUAUACCUGUAAGCCAAGCUAAGAAAUGCAUUGGCAGAUUUUUGUAUGAAAUGGGCACUGAUUUUAGUGCUGCAACCCCUACAAGCUUGCGCAGAAUGAUUAAUGGCAUCCACAGUUGUCAUCAGGUUGAAUAUGAGUUUCCUAGCCAUCAGGAGCUGAAAGGUUGGAUCCUUCAGGAUGAGGUGAAAGAGAUGCUACAUCAUGUGCAUGGGAUUAGAGAUACAUGGGCAACCACAGGGUGUAGCAUUGUAGUAGAUGGGUGGAAGGAUGAGGAGGGAAGAAACUUGAUGAACUUCCUUGUUGAUUGCCCUUGGGGUCCAAUUUGUCUUAGAUUAUGUGACAUUUCAACCUUGUCUGAUGAUGUGCAUUCCUUGGUGUUGUUGUUUGAACAAGUUAUUGCGGAGGUCGGGGUUGAAAAUGUUGUGCAAAUUGUCUCCCAUUCUGCAUCAGAAUGUAUGGCAGCUGUGGGCAAUAGUUUGAUGGACAAGUACCCAACAUUGUUUUGGACAGUCAGUGCAUCCCAUUGCAUAGAGAUGAUGUUGGAGAAGAUUGGGAUGAUGGGCACCACUAGGGUGAUACUGGAUAAGGCAAAGACCAUCACAAGGUUCAUAUACAGCCAUGUAAUGGUUCUGAACCUUAUGAGGAAUCAUACACUUGUCCAUGACCUUGUGAAACCCUCAAAGAGCAAGUCAGCCAUCCCAUUUUUGACUUUACAAAAUAUAGUUUUAGAAAAAGGGAGGCUGGAGAAGAUGUUUAUCUCAUCUGAAUGGAAGACCUCAUGCUGGGCUUCCAGAAGAGAGGGGAAGAGGGUAGCUGAUAUAGUGCUGGAUCCCUCUUUCUGGAGUGGAGCUGAGAUGGUUCUAAAGCCAACUAUUCCUCUGGUGGGUGUGCUAUGCUCGAUCAUUAGGGGUGAUAAGGGACAAAUGUGUUACAUAUAUGAAACAAUGGAUGCAGUGAAGGAAGACAUUGCAGAGGAAUUUGAAAAUAACGAAUCCCAAUACAUGCCCUUCUGGGAACUGAUCGAUGAGAUUUGGAACAAUCAUCUGCAUAGUGCUCUUCAUGCUGCAGCUAAUCACUUGAACCCGGCAAUCUUCUAUUCAAGGGACUACAAUUUUGAUAAGGAGGUGUUUGAAGGUAUUAACUGCUGUAUUGAACAUAUGGUACCUGAUGAACACAUCCAAAAUGAGAUAUGGUUGCAACUUGAACAGUACAAGGAUGCGGAAGGUGAUUUUGGGCUGGGGAAAGCCACUGAGAGAAGAAACAUUUUUCAUCCAGCCUUGUGGUGGUCCAAUUAUGGAGGACAUUGUCCUGAGUUACAAAAAUUGGCCACUAGAAUUCUAAGCCAGACAUGUGAUGGUGCUUCAAGAUACAAGCUCAAGAGGAGUUUGGCUGAGAAUCUACUGGCAAAAGGAAGGAAUCCAAUAGAGCAAGAGCGAUUAUGUGAUCUCACCUUUGUGCAUUACAAUUUGCACUUGCGGAAUGCUGAUUGGAGCACAUACACUGACACUGAGUUUGGGGAGAUUGACCCAAUGAAUGACUGGAUUGUGUGGGAAGGACCUUCCACUUCUCAAUCAAAUGCUGAGCCCAGAUUGUGUGCAUUCAGGAGACGUGACUGGUUCACCUACAAGACAUAUUUCCUCAUGGUUUCAUUGGUUGGAGAGAUCAUCUGCAUUCUGGAUCACCCUAGUUGAAGUGGAGUUAUCAGCUUCCAGUUCAGGACAAGAAGGAUGGCUUCAACUGAAGUCUCUGUCAAUGUUCAUGAUCAUGGGAAAGAUAUUGACGAGCAAAAGAAAACGCCGCAAUCCAACUACUUUGGUAAGGUGGUGAGUGGCUUUACCAGGCUCAAAUGCCAUUUAGCAGGUGUAAGGGAAAAUGUAUUACCUUGUGGAGAAGUUCCUGCAAAUGUUAAGGAACUGAUGAAAGAAAAGAUGCUUGAGUUCAAAAGAGGGAAUAUCAGAAAGGAAGUCAACAAAUUGAACCACCCUGAUCUUCCUUCAAAGAUGAAGUCCUCCCUUAAAUCAAAUAAUGUCAGGUAAAGAAAGUUGGAAUAAUUCAGAAUGCACUUUCAGAUGGAAAGCAUGCAAAAAGGGACCUUGUCUCAAGGGUCAACGAAAUGGUUUCAUUUUCAGUUUUAAGAAUGGGUUCAGAAAGAGCUAGCUGUGAUAGAGAUGGAGAAGAUAUACCCUCAAGGCUGGCCAAGAAAUGCAUUAGCAAAUUUUUGUAUGAAAUGGAACUGAUUUUAGUGCUGCAACCCCUAGCAGCUUGCACAGAAUGAUUAAUGGUAUCCACAGUUAUCAUCAGGUAGAGUAUGAGUUUCCUAGAGCUGAAAGGUUGGAUCCUUUGGGAUGAGGUGAAAGCGGUGCCACAUCACGUCCAUGGAAGGAUGAGAAAGGGAAGAAACUUAUGAAGUUCCUUGUUGAUUGCCCUCAGGGUCCAAUUUGUCUUAGAUUAUGUGACAUUCCAGCCUUGAUCAACGAUGAAGAUGUCCUGGUGCUUUUAUUUUGAAGAAGUUAUUGGGGAGUUCAGGGUAGAAAAUAUUGUGCACAUUGUCUCCCAUUCUGUGUCAGAAUGUAUGGCAGCUUGAUGGACAAGUGCCAAACAUUGUUUUCGACAGUUUGUGCAUCUCAUUGUAUCGAGAUGAUAUUGGAGAAGAUUGGAAUGAUGGGCACCACUGGGGAUGUAUUGGAUAAAGCGAAGACCAUUGCAAGGUUCAUCUACAGCCAUGCAAUGGUUCUGAACCUUAUGAGGAAUCAUAAUCUUGUUCAUGACCUUGUGAAACCCUCCAAGAGGAAGCCAGCAAUCCCAUUUUUGACUUUGCAAAAUAUAGUCCCAGAAAAAGGGAGGCUGGAGAACAUGUUUAUCUCAUCUGUGUGGAAGAACUCACGCUGGGCCUCUAGAAGACAGGGGAAGUGGGUGGCUGAUAUAGUGGUGGAUCCCUCUUUCUGGAGUGGAGCUGAGAUGGCCCUAAAGCCAACUGUUCCUCUAGUGGGUGUUUUAUUGUUGAUUAUUGGUGGUGAUAAGGGACAAUGUGUUACAUAUAUGAAACAAUGGAUUCAGUGAAGGAAGAUAUUGCAGAGGAAUUUGAAAAUAACAAAUCCCAAUACUUGCCCUUCUAGAAACUGAUUGAUGAUACUUGCUAUAAUCAUCUACAUAGUCUUCUCCAUGCUGCAGCUAAUCACUUGAGCCUGGGAAUCUUCUAUUCAAGGGACUACUGUUUUGAUGAGGAGGUGUUUGAAGGUAUUAACUGCUGAAUUGAAUGUAUGGUUCCUGAUGGGUGCAUCCAAAAUGAGAUAUGGUUACAACUUGAACAUUAUAAGGAUGUGGAUGGUGAUUUUGGGCUGGGGAGAGCCACAGAGAAGAAAUGGUUUUCAUCCAGCCUUGUUGUGGUCCGACUGUGGAGUACAUUGUCCUGAGUUACAAAAAUUGGCCACUCAGAUUCUGAGCCAGACAUGCUAUGGUGCUUUGAGAUACAAGCCCAAGAGGGGUUUGGAUGAGAAUCUACUCACAAAAGGAAGGAACUCGGCAGAACAAGAGCGAUUGUAUGACCCCAUGUUUGUGCAUUACAAUUUGCACUUGUGGGAUUCUGAUUGGAGCACAGACAGUGACAUUGGGUUUGAGGAGACUAACCAAUGAAUGGAUGGAUGGUGGGGGAAGGAGCGUCCAUUUCUAAAGCAAAUGAGGGGUCCAGGUGUAUACGAUGUCAGCUAGGAGGGAUCAUGAUGAGAUGGAUGCUCCUACUAAGACUGACUUUUUGGUUGAUGGUUUAGGAUUCCACUUGUUUAGUAUUAUUCAUUUGGGUUAUAGUAUUGGAUAAGUGUUAUUACUUGGAAUGUUGUCUUUGUUUAAUUCAUUAUAUUUAGUAUUUAUACUGGAAACUUAAAUGACUUUGGUUUUUUAUUUAGCAUGCUUUGUCUAUUGCUACCCUUAGCAGGGACUAGUAGUGAGCAUAUCAGCUUGUUAUCUUCAUUUGGAGGUCUUUCACAGUGAGUGUAGCAGCUUGUUAUCUUCGUUUGGAGGUCUUUCACUGUGAGGCUCCACACCUGAUAAGUGAAAUGACCUUGGUAUACCUGGCCUCUGGUUUGAGCUGUCACAUGAAUCCUAGUGGAGCUCAUAAUAACCUCACUUAUGGCCUUAUGUGGUUGGCUGGAAUGGUCAGGUGGAAUGGAGAUCUCAUUAAUUUUGUUUCCACUCUGAAGAAUUUAUCAAAAUGGCCUAGAUUGAGAAUUGAAAUCUGCUCUUCCCUGUGGGAAUAACCCACAUUCAAAUCAGCUUCUUUUUCCCUACAGCCCUUUCUAUUACAGUAUUCUCAUUUCUAUUCCAAGUGAUAUUGAAAAAAAGAAAAUAAAGGAAGCCAGCGCAAGUUUUGUAACUGCCCUCCUAAUCAUUCAUUCACCUGCACAAAUCAUAAAGACAUACCCAUCUCUCAUCAGGUUCUGGGCUAUGAGAAGUUCUCCAGGAACUGGAGCUGGAGCACCAAGCACCGGGCUUUGUGUUUUGUGGAAAGACACCAUGAACAAGUUUUGCAGGAACCACCAAAACCAUCAAGAUUUCUCCAACUUCUGAGUAUUACUUCAUGCAUUUCCCAUAUCAUCGAUGAUUCCCGUGUUACACAUCUUGAUCUUACACAGAGAUUCAAAACACACAGCUACUCAGGAGUGGAUUCUAUGAUCUGGGUCUAACCAGGAGGGGCUAUAAUCUCAGUUUUUGGUGGUGGGUUGGUGGAUUGCAUGAGGUUGGUGCCACAGCCACCUACCAUAACCCAAUUCAGAGAAAUGCCUGGGUAAUGGAAACUCUUGUAUUAGUGAAAAAAAUGCCUCCAUUUCUGGGGUGUGGAUGCAUUUAUGUGGGCAAACAGCACACAGGUCAUGUACCAUUCAAAGGCCUUCUCAUGUUUCAUUUUCCUGCCUCACUUCUUAUUUCAGUUUUCAGUAAUGGAAGAGAAUGGAGCUGGACCACUUCAUUA
Vitis riparia (riverbank grape) is the source of this 8144-nucleotide messenger RNA. RefSeq lists its product as uncharacterized. Gene Ontology annotation, molecular function: DNA binding; protein dimerization activity. The record is from RefSeq and is a predicted model, not a curated record. Lineage: Eukaryota; Viridiplantae; Streptophyta; Magnoliopsida; Vitales; Vitaceae. The transcript is spliced from 9 exons. Bases 2575 to 4872 code for a protein of 765 amino acids.